CGUUUAGUGAGAGGAAAAUGUCUGAUUGGGGUCCAGUGUUUGUGGCGGUGGUGCUGUUCGUCCUGUUAACGCCGGGUCUGCUGGUUCAGGUGCCGGGUCGCAGCCGAUUUGUUGAGUUUAGCAACUUUCAGACGAGUGGAGUGUCGAUAUUGGUUCACUCACUUGUCUAUUUCGCCCUCAUUUGCAUCUUCUUAUUAGCCAUUGGGGUUCAUAUACUUAAUAUAUUCUCUCUGUUAAUGGCGGACUGGGGGCCAGUGCUCAUCGGAGUAGUACUCUUCAUACUGCUGCAACCUGGACUUCUAUUUCAGAUACCGGGUAAUAACCGUACUCUCGAAUUUGGGAGCAUGAAGACUAAUGGAAAGGCGAUUGCUGUUCAUACUCUUAUUUUCUUUACACUCUAUGCUAUUCUCAUUCUCGCUGUUCAUGUUCACAUCUAUACUGGAUGAUCCUGUAGUAACACUACUCCAGAUCUUCUCCCCCUUUUAUGCUACUACCAUUUUCACUAAUCCAAC
Messenger RNA from Solanum verrucosum, 512 nucleotides. RefSeq lists its product as uncharacterized. The coding region runs from base 18 to 446 and encodes 142 amino acids. The record is from RefSeq and is a predicted model, not a curated record. NCBI's taxonomy places the organism in Eukaryota, Viridiplantae, Streptophyta, Magnoliopsida, Solanales, Solanaceae. The transcript is spliced from 3 exons.